This is a messenger RNA of Glycine soja, 746 nucleotides long. RefSeq names its product pathogenesis-related protein 1-like. Bases 69 to 593 code for a protein of 174 amino acids. Gene Ontology annotation, cellular component: extracellular region. The record is from RefSeq and is a predicted model, not a curated record. The transcript has a single exon. Lineage: Eukaryota; Viridiplantae; Streptophyta; Magnoliopsida; Fabales; Fabaceae.
UAACACCUUUCCAUUUAGUAUCAAUUUCUAUAUAGCUAAAGAAAGUGAUAUCAAGCAUAAGUAAUAUAAUGGGAUACUUGUGCAUUAAGGUUUCGUUUUGUGUGAUGUGUGUGUUGGGGUUGGUGAUUGUGGGUGAUGUUGCCUAUGCUCAAGAUUCAGCUCAAGACUAUGUAAAUGCACACAAUGCUGCACGAGCAGAGGUGAGUUCUCAAUCACCAAGAGCAAAUGUAAUUGUUCCAAGUUUGGCUUGGGAUGAUACGGUUGCUGCUUAUGCAGAGAGCUAUGCUAAUCAACGUAAAGGUGACUGUGCACUGAUCCACUCUGGUGGAAAAUAUGGGGAGAAUAUUGCAAUGAGCACUGGUGAACUAAGUGGCACAGAUGCAGUGAAAAUGUGGGUUGAUGAGAAAGCCAACUAUGACUACAAUUCCAAUUCCUGUGUUGGCGGAGAGUGCCUGCACUACACUCAGGUUGUUUGGGCCCACUCUCUGCGUCUUGGAUGUGCCAAAGUGACAUGUGAUAAUGGAGGCACUUUCAUCACUUGCAACUAUGAUCCCCCUGGCAACUUGGUUGGUGAAAGUCCCUACGAACUGUAGCUGCUAGAUACCACAUACUUUAUAUAUUUUGAAUAAAUGAAUGAAUAACACCAUAAAUUUAGGUGAUGUACACUUCAAUUUCAUGUAAUAUUACUUCUCAAUGUAUUGAAAUAAUUAUAAUACUUAAUAAAAAUAAUACAUGUUCGAGUGUUA